This is a messenger RNA of Talpa occidentalis (Iberian mole), 2717 nucleotides long. It is a transcript of the gene IRF3, whose product is annotated as interferon regulatory factor 3. The transcript is spliced from 8 exons. Gene Ontology annotation, biological process: regulation of transcription by RNA polymerase II; immune system process. Bases 413 to 1663 code for a protein of 416 amino acids. Gene Ontology annotation, cellular component: nucleus. The record is from RefSeq and is a predicted model, not a curated record. Gene Ontology annotation, molecular function: RNA polymerase II cis-regulatory region sequence-specific DNA binding; protein binding; DNA-binding transcription factor activity, RNA polymerase II-specific. NCBI's taxonomy places the organism in Eukaryota, Metazoa, Chordata, Mammalia, Eulipotyphla, Talpidae.
AUGCCCUAGCCGGAAGACCUAAAAAGGACAUGGGGGCGACAGUUCGCGCUCGAGGGAACCGCCCCUUUGGGUCUGGUGUUUGUCACCCAAAUAAGAAAGUUGUUUUUAUUUCGAGAAAUCGAUAGUAGAGAAAGCUCCGCCGCUCUAAAGCCCGGCUGGACAGGAAGGGGCGUGCAGCUUCGAGUCCGAGAGCUACCGGAACCUAAAGACCCGGGUGGGCCCCCAAACCCUGCGCGCCCCGACCCUCUGCCUAGGUAACACGGAAGAGCCGAGGAUAUCCGGGCGUGAGGAGCGGCGGAAAGAAUGGGUCCGCUCGCGAGUGCAGAGGGGGGUUGUGUGCGCUCCGGAAAGUGAAGCAAGGACCGGGGCCAGAGCAAAGCAAUAGCCGGCGCUGGAGGUCUGCUACCGGACGAUGGGAACCCCAAAGCCUCGGAUCCUGCCCUGGCUGGUGUCGAUGCUGGACCGGGGGCACUAUGAGGGCGUGGCCUGGCUGGACGAGAACCGCACGCGCUUCCGCAUCCCUUGGAAGCAUGGCUUGCGGCAGGAUGCCCAGCAGGAGGAUUUCGGUAUCUUUCGGGGCUGGGCUGAGGCCAGCGGCUCCUACAAGACUGGGAAGGAUAAGCCGGACCUACCCACCUGGAAGAGGAAUUUCCGGGCUGCCCUGAACCGGAAGGAAGUGGUGCGGUUAGUUGAGGACCGGAGCAAGGAUCCCCAAGACCCACACAAGGUCUUCGAGUUUGCGACCCCAGGAGGGGGGAGCCUGCCGGAGCUGGACACCUCCCCAGACACCAGUGACACAGGCAACACCUCUGACACCCAGGAAGACAUUCUGGAGGAAUUACUGAAGGACAUGCUCUUGGCUCCAUCUCCCAAGCUAGCCGAAGCCCCUGAACACCCCCCUCCGCACUUGUUGAGCCCCAACUUAGAUACCCCUGCACUUAGCCCGAGCAUGGAACCCCCUGAAAACUCACUGAGGCCGCUGCUGGAGCCCGAAGGAGAGUGGGAAUUCGAGGUGACCGCCUUCUACCGGGGCCGCCAAGUCUUCCAGCAGACCGUUUUCAGCCAGGGGGGCCUGCGGCUGGUGGGCUCAGCCGCAGAGGCCGGGACAUUCCCUGGGCAGCCGGUCAUACUGCCAGACCCCGAGGCCUUCCUCACAGACAGGGGUGUGAAAGACCUGGUGCAGCGCGUGCUGAGCUACCUGGGCGGGGGCCUGGCUCUGUGGAGGGCCGGCCAGCAGCUCUACGCCCAGAGACUGGGGCACUGCCGCACGUACUGGGCGGUGGGCGAGGAGCUCCUCCCCGACAGCGGCCACGGGCACGACGGCGAGGUCCCGAAGGACCGGGAAGGAAGCGUGCUGGACCUGAGGCCCUUCGUGGCAGAUCUGAUCGCCUUCAUUGACGGAAGCCGACACGCACCACGCUACACCCUCUGGUUCUGUGUGGGGGAGUCGUGGCCUCAGGAUCAGCCUUGGACCAAGAGACUCAUGAUGGUCAAGGUGGUUCCCAUGUGCCUCAAGAUCCUGCUAGAGAUGGCACGAUCUGGGGGUGCCUCGUCCCUCGAAAACAGCGUGGACCUGCACAUCUCCAAUGGCCACACGCUCUCCCUCUCCUCGGACCAGUACAAGACCUGCCUCCAGGACCUGCUCGAGGACAUGGAGCUCUAGGCUGGGGGUGCAGGCCCCGGCCGCACAGCGUGACUAAUAAACUGCCUUUAGCUGCGCCACCACCAUGUCUGACACUUGCUGUCCCCAGGCCCGCCCGAGCAGUAGUCCUUUCGAGGUCCUCGGUUCCCCAUUUGUGCAAGCCCCCCACACCCCAGCAGCUCGCUGCAGGCGGGCCCCGAGCUGUGCUGUCUGUUACCCCCAACCUCAUCCCAGGGAUUAGGUGAGGAGGGACUGGUCACCCCAUCUUACAGACCAGGACAAGGAGGUGCAAAGGACGCGAGAAGGAAAGACAGAUCAGAAUCCAGGGGGACCUCGGGGCUGCUGCUCUAGGGGCCUGGGGCUGAAUCCAGAACCCCAGUCUCGCCUACGGUCUGGACCAACGUCUAGUAAGCAGGGAGCCUUUUGUCUGGACCAGCCUGGGGACACUGAGUCCCCUGCCAACUCCUGGGUGACUGCAUCCAAGUUCAACCUCCUGAGCUGUGGACACUCUCUUCCCUCCAUUUGGGGUUCCAACGGGUGGGUGUGAAGGAGCUUGCUUUGCACCCCAUCCCUGCAGCCCACCUGCCGCAAGACCCCACCGCUCCUUCCUGCACCCAGCUUCUGGGCAAUGAGGACAGGCUGGCAGAACCCAGACGUACCAUGCAGCCCUUGCUGCUCUGUGCCUCAGUUUCCCUCUCCACCUCAGGGGAGUGAAUUUGAUCACUCCAGUCUCUCAGGACCGAUAAAAAGAGAACCCGAGUUACUAGGGACAAAGGUCUGGUUCCCAGGGCGAGUCCAAGGUAAAUGAGCAGCACCUGGGUGCCCAGAAGGUACAGGGGCCUCUGCCCCCCUCACUGUGACACAGCACCACACGGCAGGCUUCGGGGUGCCAGCAGGGCUUCUAGGCAGUGGGGGCGUGGCCUGCCUCACCCCACACCCGCUUCACAGACAGGGCACAGGGCCCACAUGGGGAAGGCUGGCCCCAAGUCCAAGGCUGGUCUCCCCGAGACUGCCCCCCGGGACCCCUGCCCUCCUUUUCUAAACUGGUCUCCGAAAACAAGGGCUGCUCUUGGGG